This is a messenger RNA of Aspergillus welwitschiae, 1374 nucleotides long. RefSeq lists its product as uncharacterized. The record is from RefSeq and is a predicted model, not a curated record. Bases 626 to 955 code for a protein of 109 amino acids. The transcript is spliced from 2 exons. NCBI's taxonomy places the organism in Eukaryota, Fungi, Ascomycota, Eurotiomycetes, Eurotiales, Aspergillaceae.
UCAUGGUUUUAUACGGACAUAGACUUUGUAAAUAGAUUUCGGGAAUUGAUAUACAUACAUCGAUCAGGCUUUGACCUGCUGGCAGAACUACCGAAUUCGUUCCUCUUUCCGUGCAUGUGACUUAGUUUCAGCGUAACAUCGAUGCCUAGUUUCUCGCCGAUCUUGCCGUCCCCGACACAGGUCGAGUCACUAGUAGGUACUUUAUUUAGAGAGAAUUGGCAGCCUCGUUCGAUUUCCAUUUCAAGGAGGAGACGGAGGCCCGGAACACCACCAUUCCGGUCAGUUCUUGAAUAGUAUCUGGUGGCGGUUUCGGUCACCACCACCGUUUACCCAGCACGUCACUCGCUGCAUCUUUGUGCAACCUGUACGACCUGUGCAACCCAGCUGAACCCGAACUCUGAAAUAUGGAGCACACAUGCAGGGUUUGUAUGAUUAACUUGCAUCAUCACGCCCGGAGGAAAUCUGGAGAAAGAAACAUAUCCUUCCAGUCUGCAGCGUCGAUGCAUAUUCCAGAAAGGAGCAAGGUGACUGUAAGCACCACAGCCCGUCGCGUGGGCUUUUCUUGGUGUGUCAUUUCGAAUAACCAGACACACAAAGAACCACGGGGAAACUCUGUCUGACAGGGAUGACAUAUCUUUUCCCCUCGCCAACCUUUCCCAUUCGUGCUCCGCGCCAGAAAGACCCGAGGGAUUCCGUCUUACAUGCCAAGGGAGGGGCCAUUCUGACUAAGAGGAAACCUGACCAACUCAGGCAUCGUACCACGGUCAGUUGUGACCUUCCAAGACUUCAUCCACGGAGCGGGAAAGGUGCCAAGAGGGGGAGGAGGGUGAAAGAAGAGAAGAACGUGAAGAAGCGGGUGGAGGAGAUUUAUUGGCACUUCAAGAAGCCAAUGUGGCAGUUCCCCCGAGCAAAGAAAGAGUCUACCAUAUGGCUUCUUACCGAUCUAUGUGCCUGAAAAUUGAGGACAGACGGGCAGGAGAGUGAGACAUUUGAAAUGCCAUGAUGGGGGAUGACUAACAAAGGAUUCACCAAAAAUGCAUCGGUCGGCGCGGGGUUUUGAGUGGGUGACAGGGGAACUGUGGUGUAUGGUUACCGUAUUGAGACGGUCGCUAACUUACUAGUAGCCCACUGCGUUAUUUGACGGCCUGUUCUUGCACUACUAGUGAGACUAGUAGGUUACUGACUGGGGUUGAGUGAGGGGAACCAUGCACCGUGUGUGCAGGGACUUCUCUUGCAACGGUUUGACUUGUACUUGUAGAUACUGAGUGGACUGAGAUGUAGCAAAUAACAGCCAUUGUAGUAACCGCAGUGAUGGUUAGCAGCCGAGUGAAGGGCCAAAAAGAGGGCAGGCAGACAUUUACACACACGCCACCA